Molecule: messenger RNA, 465 nt
Organism: Mesorhabditis belari
Lineage: Eukaryota; Metazoa; Nematoda; Chromadorea; Rhabditida; Rhabditidae
Source: the annotation of a GenBank genome assembly
AUGCUGAAAGUUGCCGAGUCAUCGGGAAAUGAAGUGGUUGAGGAGUUGCUGAAGUUGCCAAGAAUUGUCGAUCAGAACAAGAUCAUUCGGAAAGAUCAAGAUGUCAAAAAAAGAACGUCUGAGCGAACGUUUGAUUGCGAGAAGUGCGGUGGACCGAAGAGUCGUUUAACCACUGAAGUUGAUGGAGUGUUCAAUUGUUUGUCUGGACAAGAAAAGGAUAACAAAUUUGUCAACUACAAGAAGCGUGUGCUUUUAAACCGAACCGAGGAGUGUUGUAAAGACGAGGUGACAAGGAGAGACACAAGAACUGUUGAGGAAUCAAUGAGGAUGGAUAGUCCAAGAGAGCUUGAUCAUGACCUCUACGACAAGGUCUCUUACUUGAAUUUGAUGGACGAUUAUCGAAAAGAAGAUACAAGAAAGAGAAAUGAUCGAAUGGAUUCGUUGAGAAGAGUUCGAGAUGAAGUU